Schizosaccharomyces japonicus yFS275 is the source of this 1125-nucleotide messenger RNA. RefSeq lists its product as hypothetical. The coding region runs from base 340 to 921 and encodes 193 amino acids. The transcript has a single exon. Lineage: Eukaryota; Fungi; Ascomycota; Schizosaccharomycetes; Schizosaccharomycetales; Schizosaccharomycetaceae. The record is from RefSeq and is a predicted model, not a curated record.
UCUCUUUGAGCAUAAAAGCACCCAAGCAGAGCCCAACCAGACCAACUCCCGUGCUCCCAAUUUAGCAUUCACACCCCUUCCUCUUUCACUGCAAUCUCCACUCCUCGUGCCCUCACACGAGAUUUGCCCCGCCCAGUAAAGCCUUGACAGAGCGACCAUCAAAGUUCGCUUUUCUCUUUCUUUCUCUCUCACCCUCGAUCUCAUCCUUACGUCUGCGUGACGUGAGAGCUUAAAGACAGCCUGCCGCUAGCACUCGUUGCUUUUCUUGUCUUCGCGUUAGCCUUCGCUGCACCACACUAAACACCUUUCGAAAUCACCUAGGACCCCUCGCACCUCCUGAUGAAGCUGAUGAACCUGCGUAUCUGGACAGCUGUUCUCUUCGGCAUCUGCUGCCUUGCCGGAGCCUCGGCAGACCCUGCCGACGAGGCCUCACGUGUCUCCUCGGUGGCAUCCCCCACACCGGCCCCCACUACUGAGUCGAGUGCCGGAAGGUCUACAGUCACUGUGUACCUGGUCACGACGGUGAACGGUGCGUCUUCGGCAUCGGACGCUGCUGCUGCGAGUCCUCAGCCCGUGGCUACGGUGGUGUCUGUCUUGAAGCCGGACGUCAUUACAGUCACCGCGUACCCCGACGCAUCCAGCUCGGUCGCGUCCGGUUACAGCGUGCUGAUUGAGUCGGUUUCCUCCGGCAGUGUUGUCAGCACAGUCGCAUCCCCUUCUGACUCGACCUACAGUGCGAGCAUUCACGUUCCAUCGCAGAAUGCGACGUUCUUCACCACGCGCAACCCCCUCGUGUCUCUGUCCACCAAGUCCAUUGCUACCUCCUUCUCGCUCGCCAUCCCCACGCAGCGCUUUGUGACGAACACCACCUCGGCAAAUUCCUCGUCGGCUUCGGCAGUCCCUACCUCGGUACUUGCAUAGCUUGUUUACCGAAUCCUCGGCAACUCAUGUUUAGCUACGACGCGGGGCGUCAUAGCUUGACCGCGUGCUCUCCAAGGGUCGAUUCUCGAUUGUUGAUGUAAAUUCACGUUUUUGGCAGGAUCCAGGCGUAUCUACACACCUUUUUUGUUCUUUUUGAAUACGGUUUCCUUUAUUAGUUGACAAAUGAAAUUUCACUAAAAAAUA